UUCCUCUUCUUCUGUUGUUUUAGCCUCAGUCGUCAACAGACAGCGUAGGGAUCACGGAAGAAGGCUGCACAACGGCACCCGAUACAUCUUCUGUCUCACGCUCUCAUUCACUCUCAUUACAUAUUAACAAAAUAAGGUGAAAAAAAUAACAUGGGUUUCUGGACACUGUUCGAGGUGGCUUGCAUGCCUAUUUUGCAGGUACUUAUAAUCAGUUUGCUGGGCGCUUUCAUGGCUACGGAUUACUGUAAACUUCUCCCUGAAGACACCCGCAGAUACUUGAACAAGCUUGUGUUCGUUGUGUUUACCCCCUCGCUCAUGUUCGCAAGUCUGGCCAAGACUGUCACUCUCCAAGACAUCAUUUCAUGGUGGUUUAUGCCUAUAAAUGUUGGGAUCACCUAUCUAGUGGGAGGAAUCAUUGGAUGGAUUGUGGUCAAGAUUCUGAGACCGAAGCCCCAUCUCGAAGGUCUUAUCAUUGCUACUUGUUCAUCCGGUAACAUGGGAAAUCUGCUCCUUAUAGUUGUCCCUGCAGUCUGCAAUGAAGAUGGAAGCCCAUUUGGGAACCGUAGUGUAUGCAACUCAACUGGACUUUCCUAUGCAUCUUUCUCCUUGGCGAUUGGUGGUUUCUACGUAUGGACUAUCAGUUACCAAAUGGUAAAAACUUCGGCUAUGAAACUCAGAGCAGCUGAGGGAUUCGUUUCAAGGGCUGAACCCAACAACGAGUCGGAUGCCACGGCGGAGAGUUUGCUUCUGAAAGGAGGAAGCGAAAUUGAAGUUGAAGUUGGUGUAACGACGGUGGCAACAAAGGGCGUUGAAGAUCUGGAGACACAAGCAGCAAAUGAGAGUAGCCCAAAGCAAAAAGGGGAGGCAUCGUUGUGGGUUGAAGUGUUGGGCUUUUUUCAUCAGGUUUUGAAAGAGCUUUUGUCUCCCCCCAACCUUGGUGCAAUAUUGGGAUUCAUUUUUGGAGCCACUACGCCGUUGAGAAACCUUGUAAUAGGUGCAGGGGCUCCCCUACGGGUGAUCCAAGACUCCACAAAACUUCUAGGAGAUGCAACAAUCCCUUGUAUCACCCUGAUAAUAGGAGCCAACUUGGUUGACGGAAUACGCUCAUCGUUAAUAAAACCAUCGAUUAUCAUCGGCGUGGUGUGUGUCCGAUACGUUAUACUCCCAGUCAUUGGCAUUUGGGUAGUAAAAGCUGCCGGGAAUCUCGGGCUCCUAUCGUCUAACCCUUUGUUCCGAUACGUCUUGAUGAUUCAGUUUGCUCUCCCACCUGCCUCCAAUAUUGGGACCAUAACUCAGCUGUUUGGUGUGGGUCAAGAGGAGUGUUCGGUCCUCUUCCUGUGGACAUACCUGAUUGCAACUUUUGCUCUCACUACUUGGUCAACAAUCUUCAUGUGGAUCUUGACCUGAACUUCAACAACAAAUUAAUCAAAGAAAAACAAUUUCAUUUGCAUAGUUUAUAUAAGGUGAUGA
Molecule: messenger RNA, 1470 nt
Organism: Hibiscus syriacus
Lineage: Eukaryota; Viridiplantae; Streptophyta; Magnoliopsida; Malvales; Malvaceae
Product: protein PIN-LIKES 7-like
Exons: 8
Coding region: 151-1407 (418 amino acids)
Biological process (GO): endoplasmic reticulum to cytosol auxin transport
Cellular component (GO): membrane
Source: RefSeq, a predicted model, not a curated record